CAGCCAUAACCUCAGAUUUACAUCUAAUGUUAUCUCAGUUCGUGUAUUGUCUUUACCGAGUUAUGUUUUCCUAAUAUUGCAAACUUAGCUGCAGAAUUCAAAUUUUUGAGCUUCCUUCAGUUUGUUGUCUUUUAUUGAAUUAUGUUCUCCUAUUAAUACGCCUGAUCCACGCAGCGUAAAUUUUUUCUAUAAUUAAAAUACUAUUCUCGCACGGUGACGCGCAGUUAGGUUAGCCUUUCCUGUACCGGACAAGUAAAUAAACACGAAUCUUGGCAAUGGCAAAUAAACAGUAUGGUUUAAUUUUGCCAAAGAAGCAGCAACAAACGACAACCUCAAAACUUGGAAAUGUUUUUGGAGAUGACGAUACUUCUGACGAAGAUGAUGGCACUGAUUGGGUCAAGAAAGCUUUUAAAGCAGAAGGUGAGAAGAAUAAAAUAAAGAAGCAGACCAAACUGGAUAUACAAAAAGCUCUAAAUGAGGACCCAACAAUUUAUCAAUACGAUGAAGUGUACGACGAUAUGGAACGCACCAAAAGUAAAUCGGAAAUCAAUAAACAGAAGGAGAAGAAACCCAGGUAUAUACAGAAUCUGCUAAAAACAGCCGAACGAAGAAAGAAAGAGCAAGAGCACAGAAUAGAGAGAAUGGUGCUAAAGGAACGUGAAGCAGAGGGUGAUAUGUAUGCAGACAAAGAAAGUUUCGUUACAGCAACAUACAGAACAAAGCUGGAAGAAUUUAAGAAGAUGGAAGAAGAGGACGCCAGAAUGAGCAGAUUGGAAGCUAUCGCUGAUGUGACAAAGCAGGAAAAUCUGUUGGGAUUUUAUCGUCAUCUGUACGAACAAACUGUUGAGUAUAAGGGGGAAACUAAUAACGACGAGAGCAAUGAUACAACUGAAAAGGAUGUCAAGCAAGACAAAACGCAAAAUUUGGCAAGUAAUAUAAAUGAAGAAAACCAAAAAGAUGCAACAGUGAAAGAAGCACCGGCGGAGAUACUAAAAGCAACUGUAAAACCUAAAAAAUCCAGGCAAUAUAGAAAAAGGGCGAUAGAAACUUAUGAAUCUGAUUCUGAAACGGAGACAAGUAAAGAAGAGUUAAAGAAAGAUGAAACUGUUACUUCACCGGAGAACAAAAAUACUGAUAAAUCAGAAGUUCAAGAAUCUGAGAAAAAGGAACAAGAAUUGGAUAAAAAUGAUGCAAAUAUCAUUGAAAAUACCACAGACACAAACGAUAAAGAUAUAAAUACAAAGGACGCUAAAAUACCUUUAAGUACUAAGGAAAUUGCUCCAGGAAGUGAAGAAACCGAAAAUAAGAAGAAGCCUGUCGAAACGAAGGAUAGACGUUCCAUUUUGGAAAAGAGAACAAUAGGUCCAGUACUCGAAGCAGCGUUGCAAAGAUAUUACGCAAGGAAGGCAAAGAGAACAGCCGCGACAUAAUCAGAUGUAUUUUAAAUUUGUUUAAUUGUAGCACUGAUGAUAUGUAAUAUCUCUUUUUUUUACCGAGGACAAAAUAUUGAUAAUAUUAGCUUGG
Ooceraea biroi (clonal raider ant) is the source of this 1524-nucleotide messenger RNA. Its product is annotated as nuclear speckle splicing regulatory protein 1. Gene Ontology annotation, biological process: regulation of alternative mRNA splicing, via spliceosome. The record is from RefSeq and is a predicted model, not a curated record. NCBI's taxonomy places the organism in Eukaryota, Metazoa, Arthropoda, Insecta, Hymenoptera, Formicidae.